AUGUCUGCAAACGUGGUAGCAGCCAUCAAUCGCUGCCAGAACCUGAGGCAACUCCGCUUGCAAGGCAGCAUCGGCGUCCCUGUAGCCAAAGGGAUAGCGAAGGCAUUGGAAUCCAAACCCACUUUGGAAAGGGCCAAGUGGAAGGGGAUGUUCAACGGCCGCCUGGAGCGAGAAAUCCCGGUAGCAUUGACGCACUUGGUGGAUGGUCUGCGGCUGGCAGAUGCGCAUCUGGUGGAGUUGGAUCUGAGUGACAACGCCUUGGGUUCGAUCGGAGCAGAAGGAAUCAAAGUUCUUCUAGAAAGCCCAGUCUGUUUCUCUCUUCAGGAACUAAAACUGAGCAACAAUGACCUCGGGAUCGAGGGAGGCCAGAUUGUUGCAGCUGCUCUUUGGAACUGUCACGUCAAAAGCGUCGAAGCUGGGAGGCCUCUCUCCCUGAAGACUUUCUACGCCGGGAGGAAUAGACUCGGGAAUAGAGGUGCCAUGACGUUCGCUGCUGUUUUCGUGCAAAUAAAAACCCUAGAGGAAGUGGUGAUGCCACAGAAUAGGAUCUAUCAUCAAGGAGUGGCGGCUCUUGCCGAGGCAUUUGAGAUGAAUCCAAAUCUGCAUACGAUCAAUAUCAGCGACAACACGAUCACUCCUAGAGCUGCCAGAUUGCUGAAGGGAGCUCUUGCUAAAUUACCAAAAUUGAAAAGCCUGAAUUUUGGUGAUUGUCUUCUCGGGGACAAAGGAGCUGUGGAACUAUUGGAAGGUCUUCAGGCUCCUCACCCUUACUUAGAAUUGGUGAAGGAAGGCCUUCGUCUUUCAUGCAUGCAAAUGAAGGGUCUUUUGGAGCAGCUCAAAAUAACCAAACUCGAACCUUGCAGCAAUACGACCCUCAACUUUGCAGGUCGAGAGCUUAAGCUCAAAAAGAAAUACGACGCCAGUGAAGACCAUUCAAACUUGGAAUUAUUGGAGCCGAAGGGGAAUUCUGUCAGUGUCGAAACAGCCAAGGGAAUUCGUCAGUCUUGGAGAAAACAUCGAAGUCUUCAGAGAAGCAGAUCGAGGUCCAAGGACAUGUUUACUGGCAUUCUCAAGCAGGAAAUCCCAGACGCAUUGAGAUUCGUUGGUGGGAGUCUUCCAGCUGCAGGAGCCCAGUUGAUCGAGCUGGAUCUGAGUGACAACGUUUUUGGACCCUCUGGAACGAUAGGUCUGAAGAUACUUCUUCAAAGUCCGCUAUGCCAUUCUCUUCAAACGCUUCGGCUCAACAAUAACGAACUCGGGACUCAAGGAGCACAGAUGGUUUCAGACGCCAUUCUCAAGUCCCACGAGGACUGUUGUAAAUUCGGGCAGCCAUUGGCACUCAAGACCUUCAUUUGUGGCAGAAAUCGGCUGAAAAGUGGAGGCGCAGUGGCUCUGGCCAAAGUUUUCAAGGUUUUGGGUUCUCUCAGAGAAGUGUCUUUGCCUCAGAACGAGAUUGAUCAUGAUGGUAUUUAUGCCUUGGCAGAGGCAUUUUCCCAGAACCCCAAUCUCAAGAGCCUCAAUUUGAACGAAAACUCCAUGACUCCUAUGGGUGCCGGGGCCAUGAAAAACGCAUUGUGCAUUCUGCGAAGUCUCCGUAUCCUUGAUCUAGGUGACUGCCAGCUGAAAACAGAGGGGACCAAGUUCAUCGCCGAAGCCUUGGCCACGGGUCACGAGUGCCUAGAGGAAUUGUGUCUGGAUCGCAACGACAUGGAUGCCGAGGGAGCUCUGGCCGUGUUGGAAUCCUUGAAGAUGAACCAGAUGCUAUCCAAACUGAAUCUGGAUGGAAAUCACUUCGGGAAGCUAGGAUGCGAUGCCAUCAGAGAGAAGCUCACUGCAAUGGGGAAGAUUCAGGCACUGCUUGAUAUCAACCAGGACGAGAGUGGCGAUGAUGGAAUCGAGUCGGUUCGCGUCGUUGAGCCAGAGCAGGUAGACGAAUCUUCCUCUCUUCUCUCUUUUCCUGUCUCGCGUUUCGUGGUGGGAUCAUUCCGCCUCGUGUUUCAGGUCAUAGCAGAGGCUUUCUUCUCUCAGCCCUCGGCCUGCAAGUUCGAGAGUCUCGGCGGCGACAAAGUCGGCAUUCUCGGCAGGUACCUGGAUCAACAGAGACAUGAGGUGGAGGACUGGGUGAUCGUUCAGAUCGAAUUCCUCAUCGGGAUGAGUUCCCUCGCAAGCGAGCCCAGCAUUAGGGACGAGGUCGUCCAAUGCAUCCAGCAUCUUCUAGAGCAGAUCAUCAAGUCUCUCGGUCCAAAUCAUCUUCCCCAGUUCACGCAUGCGGUGUUGGUCUUUGCCGGUCUCAUAAAAGUGAGUCCCUGCCUUCCCGUCUCGUUCCUCUCCCGAUGA
Darwinula stevensoni is the source of this 2337-nucleotide messenger RNA. NCBI's taxonomy places the organism in Eukaryota, Metazoa, Arthropoda, Ostracoda, Podocopida, Darwinulidae. The record is from the annotation of a GenBank genome assembly.